AUGACCAGGCCUCGCCGGCACUCCGGCGCGAGCGAGGAGAGCUCGGGUACGGCUCGGGAGCAGGAGCUAGGGAGCAUGUAUGACUACCUGGCCAAGAUUAUAUUGCUUGGGCCCAGCGGAACUGGAAAGUCCUGCCUACUACACCGUUUUGUCAAGAAUGAAUGGAGAGUCUUAUCGUCGCAAACUAUCGGCGUAGAGUUUGCUACGAAGAUCAUCAAAGUUGGUACCGGGUCAAGGCGGAAACGGAUAAAGCUCCAGCUUUGGGAUACAGCUGGAACAGAGCGUUUCCGAUCAGUCUCUCGCUCCUAUUAUCGAGGCGCCGCGGGCGCUAUCCUUGUCUACGACCUCACCUCUCAUGCAUCCUUCCGAAACCUACAACCUUUCCUAAAUGACGCUCGAGCGCUUGCAUCACCGAACCUGAGUCUUAUGCUCGUUGGCAACAAACUAGAUCUUACUGAUACACUCGUCGACACAAGUCUUCCGCCCCCGACACCAACGAGCGUCACAUCCAACUCAACACUGACAUCUGGUAUGCUCGGCGCUGGAGGCAGCUCUUAUACAAGUACAGCCACGACUAGAGAUCGCGGGGCAUCCAUAAGCGCAGGAAGCCAACAAAGGGCCACAGUCGCACCAGAAGGCAGAGAAGUUACGCGAGCAGAAUCCAGUCGAUGGGCCAGCACAGCAGGAAUAUCAGUGGUGACAGAAGCGAGCGCAUUCAACGGCGAGGGCGUCGACGAGAUCUUCGAAAGACUAGCAAGAAUAAUUCUCACAAAGAUUGAAUUGGGCGAAAUCGACCCUGAUGACCCAGCGAGUGGAAUCCAGUAUGGCGACAGUGGUGGAUGGAACACAGCUAGUGACGGGGGCAGUAUCAAGAGUUCUAUGACAGGCGCCACUGUGGAAGAUGGGCAUAGCGGAUUGAGAAGGAGGAGGAAAAAGAACAGGACGCAGAACUGGGGACUACGGGAGUGGGAAGAGGUGUUUACGCUGAGCAAUCGGCGGAGAGGGGGCGGUUGUUGUUGA
Molecule: messenger RNA, 1020 nt
Organism: Fusarium mangiferae
Lineage: Eukaryota; Fungi; Ascomycota; Sordariomycetes; Hypocreales; Nectriaceae
Exons: 4
Coding region: 1-1020 (339 amino acids)
Biological process (GO): regulation of endocytosis
Cellular component (GO): endosome
Molecular function (GO): GTPase activity; GTP binding
Source: RefSeq, a predicted model, not a curated record